AUGGUUUCCAUCAAGAACGUUGCGAUUGUCGGAGCUUCUGGCUCCUUAGGUGCUCCCAUCCUCAAAGUCAUCCUAGACUCAGCCAAAUUCAACAUCACCGUCGUAUCACGUGAAGGCUCCAAAGCGACAUUCCCCUCCUCCGUCAAAGUCGUAAAAGCUGACUACAACUCCCUCGACUCUCUAACCUCCGCAUUCAAAGGCCAAGAUGCCGUCGUCUCAACCGUCGGCACCGAAGGUCUUCUCGGCCAAAGCGUGCUCAUCGACGCCGCUAUCGCUGCCGGUGUCAAGCGAUUCCUUCCCUCUGAAUUCGGAUCCGAUUUAUCGAAUCCCAAUGUCGCCAAGCUGCCCGUCUUCGGCUAUAAGCUCGCAACCCGCAAGCAUCUCGAGGAGAAAAUUCAGGCCGGCGCUGAUAUCACUUACACCUAUGUUAUCAACGGCGGGUUCCUUGACUGGGGUCUCGAAGUCGGUUUCCUUCUCAACACAAAGGAAGGCAAACCAACAUUGUACAAUGGCGGUGACCGCCAAUUCAGCACCACUACUCUCGCAAGUGUCGGACAAGCUGUUGUUGGUGUUCUGACUCACUACGAAGAAACCAAGAAUCGACCCGUGUACAUUCAAAGCCGAACAAUCUCUCAAAACCAUCUCCUCGAACUCGCCAAGAAGGUUGCGCCAGAGAAGAAAUUUGAGCCCGUUGUUGCCAGUACCGAUGAUAUGAAGAAGAGCUCGGAUGAGAAGCUGGCGAAAGGCGAGGUUACCAUGCCAGUCAUGGUUGGGUACAUCUUUGUGUCGAUCUUUGAUGAGGCGUAUGGAGGGCGCUUUGUUAAGCUUGAUAAUGAGUUGCUUGGUGUUCCGGAAGCAAGUGAUGCUGAGGUCGAGGCUAUUUUGAAGAAGGUUUUGGCUUAG
Mollisia scopiformis is the source of this 903-nucleotide messenger RNA. Its product is annotated as isoflavone reductase family protein-like protein CipA. Lineage: Eukaryota; Fungi; Ascomycota; Leotiomycetes; Helotiales; Mollisiaceae. The coding region runs from base 1 to 903 and encodes 300 amino acids. The transcript is spliced from 2 exons. The record is from RefSeq and is a predicted model, not a curated record. Gene Ontology annotation, molecular function: oxidoreductase activity.